Molecule: messenger RNA, 6986 nt
Organism: Cannabis sativa
Lineage: Eukaryota; Viridiplantae; Streptophyta; Magnoliopsida; Rosales; Cannabaceae
Product: trans-Golgi network-localized SYP41-interacting protein 1
Exons: 9
Coding region: 504-6692 (2062 amino acids)
Source: RefSeq, a predicted model, not a curated record
AUGGUGUGUGUGGCCAAAGUACGUGUCCCUAAGUGGUGUGCGUGCAAAUACCUAUGCCUUAAUCGAGGAGUCUUUAACGUUGACACACAAACACAAUAGCUCGACAAAAAAGGAACAGCCUUUACAAAAAAAACAUCGACCCAAUUCAUACCACACCAGCCUUGAUCUGCAUUCUGCAACCGCCCCACGCACCCAUGUGGUCCUGCCUUUUCUGCUCUACAAUCCCCACCGUCAGAUCCUACGGCUAACCCACGCACACAAUCCCACCUCUUUUUUCAUACACCAGAUCCGAAACCAUCUCUUUCUCUCCCAAUUAUUGCUAAAUAAAUCUUUCUAAAAUGGAGAAUCCCAGAUUUCCAAAUGGAAUCUGGGCUUAAAGUUUUUCUCUUUUAAACUCUUCUUCUUCUUGUUUUUGUUUUUGCUUGGGCUGUGGAGCUGCGGUUGUAUUUGUUUCAGGUCCCAAUUUUAUAGAAGAAGAAGCAAUUGGGUUAUGAGCCACAAAAAUGUCUGAGACUCAUAACCCCGAGUUGCUUGAAGAAAGUCAGCCGGUAAGUUCAUCAGAUUCUAUCCACUCUCUUGAAGCUUCAAAUGGGUCUAUGGAGGUUGAAUCUUCAAAAUCUGCAAUCCAAAAUGAUGUCGGCGAACCAGAUAAUCAGGAGUUUGGGUCCACAAUUGUGGUGGAAAAUCAUAAUGGCAUUUCGGAAGGUGUAGAAGGAAAUAUGCAAGGAGAGGAUAACCUGAAAGUGGGAGAAGAUGUUGGAAAGGAAGAUAUGUUUGUGGAUUGUCCUGACGAGUUGGUUACAAGUGGUGAUGGUAAAGAAGCAAUUGUAGCUGUGGAAUUGGUGGAUAAUAUGGAGGAGCCUUAUUUGCACGAGGAAAAUGGUGUGCGAGAUGAUUAUGUCAUGGAUGAAUUGGAACGGCUCAAGGUUGUGCUUGAUCAGACUGUUUGUGAGAAAGAAAACGCUUCACUUGAAUAUAAGGAAGAAAGAGAGGCUUUUAUUAGAGAGCUUGCUGGACUUAGGCGCCAACUCCAAGCCUUUACCAGUGGAGAGCCUUUGAUUGAUGAAAGUGUUAGUCAAGAGUCUGAGAAUAUGGUCCAGGAGACGGAUACUAGUGUCUCAGUGACUGAGUUGAUGACUGAGUGUACACAAAUUGUUAAAAGUGCUUGUGAAGAACGAUUGCAGACUAAGGCUACAGUAAGUGAGCUUCAGGCUAUUUUAUUGGCAAAGAAUCAAGAGAUUGAAGAGCUUAACGUGAAGGUUAACGAAUUCCCUGUAUCACAUAUUGAGAUGGUUACAGAUAGAUUGCUAUCCUACCUAACUGGGCUAGUUGAUCCACAAGAAGCAUCAGAUGGUUCCAUUGGUGGUAAAUUAGUUUCUAUUGAGAAAGGCACUUAUACAUUGGCUGUGACAUAUAAUAUGCUGCUUUCUGAAAUUGAUCAAUUAAGGCAAUGUUUGUCUGAGACCAGAUCAAGUGCUAGUUUUCAGGACUUCGGGACAAUUUUUACUGCAGCCCGUGAUGAAUUACUUGAACUUAAAAGAAAGGAGUCGGACUUUGCUGAAAAAUUAAGCCAUUUUGAAGAUGAAAAUAGGAAAUUGCUUCAACAACUUGACGAUCAGAGAAUGAUGGCUGAGAGGGUGAAUGCAGAACUUGGUAAAACGAAAUCCGAACUUGAGCAGGAAAAGACUAGAUCCAGUAAUACCAAAGAAAAACUUACUAUGGCUGUGACAAAAGGUAAAGCAUUGGUACAACAAAGGGACUCGCUGAAACAAUCAUUGGCUGAAAAGACAAGAGAGCUUGAGAAAUGCUCAACUAAUUUACAAGAAAAGUCCAGUGCAUUGGAGGCUGCUGAAUUGCAUAUAGAGGAGUUACUUAGAAGUGAAAUUGUGGUCACCUCAUUGCAAGAAACGCUGUUCGAGAAAAAUGCAAUCCUUGAGAAAUUGGAAGAAUUAUUGUCUCAUAAUAGUAUUCCUGAAGAGCUUCUAUCAAUGGAAAUUGUCGAGAGAUGCAAAGGGCUUGUUGACGAGAAUAAUAAAUUGAAGGGUGUUUCCUUAGAAUUCCACAAAGUUAAAGAUGCUUUGUCUUUAAUUCAUCUACCAGAAUCUGUUUCAUCUUCUGAAUUGUCCUCUCAAGUGAAUUGGGUUAGAGAAUUAUUAUACCAGGUCAAUUCUGAAUUAAAUACAAUGCAAGAUGAGUUUUCCGUGACAAAGGAUGCUGCACAAAAUGAAAUUGAUCGCUUAACUGCUUCACUUUCAGCUGAAUUGCAGACAAAUGAUUAUCUUCAGGUGGAGCUGGAUGAUUUGACAUGCAAAUACAAAGAAAUUGUUGAAAAAGAACGUAAAAUGUCCUUAGAGAAGGAUCACUUGGUGAAAAUGCUACAUGAAACCUCAGGACUUACAAUGGAGGAUGGAGUCUCUCAUUCUUCUCUUGAUAUCGUUACGCUUGUAGAGAGAUGCAUUGGGAGGAUAAAAGAACUGAGUAAUGCCUCUUUGGGUUCUUAUGUUGAUGCUGAGCUAUUUGAAAAAGUUGAGAGUUAUUUAUAUAUGACCAAUCAAGAAUUGGUGUUGUCCCAGCUUUUACUAGAUGAAGAUUUGUUGAUGAGAUCGCAGGUUAGAAGUCUCUCUAUUGAGUUGACAAGGGUGUCCGAAGAACUAGUAGCAUUGAAAGAGCAAAAAGAGUCCAUGAAGAAAGAUCUUGAUCGGGCAGAUGAAAAGUCAUCCUUACUGAGGGAGAAGUUAACCAUGGCAGUGAAGAAAGGAAAGGGGCUGGUUCAAGAUCGGGAAAAUUUGAAACAUCAAAUUGAUGAAAAGAACUCAGAAAUUGAAAAGCUGAGGCUUCAAGUCCAGCAGCAACAAUCAGAACUUGCUGAACAAAGAGAUCAGAUCAAUAGAAUGUCUGCUGAUAUAGAGGGCAUCCCAAAGUUAGAGAUGGAUAUUGUUGCUGUAAAGGAACAAAAGGAUCAGCUUGAAAAGUUUCUAUUGGACAGCAAUAACAUGUUGCAAAAAGUAAUUGAAUCUAUUGAUGGCAUUACACUUCCUGCUGAUUCAGUUUUCGAUGAACCUGCACAAAAGGUGAAUUUGCUUGAAGGGUACAUUAGUAAAUGCCUGGAUGACAAGACAAUUGCAGAAAAAGAAUUGGUGAGAGUAGAGGAGGAAGUCAAAAUCCUAGCUAACAAACUCAUAGAAGCAGAGGCAACUAUUAAAACAUUGGAGAACAAUAACAUUUUGCAGAGAAUAAUUGAAUCUAUUGAUGGCAUUGUUCUUCCUGUUGAUUUAGUGUUUGAUGAGCCUGUAGAUAAGGUGAAUUGGCUUUCAGGAUAUAUUAAGGAGUGUCAGGAUAGCAAAACAUCUGUAGAAAGAGAGUUGGUGAAAGUAAAGGAGGAAAUCGCUACCUUGAAUGGCAAGCUCGUAGAAGCAGAAGCUACUAUUAAAUCGUUGGAAGAUACUUUGUCAGUUGCAAAGAAUGAUACUACUCAACUUGCUGAAGAGAAAAGGGAGAUAGAAUUGGCUAAGGACAAUGUUGAACAAGAGUUGCAAAAAGCACACGAGGAAGCUUCUUUGCUCACUAGCAAGUUCACUGAUGUUUUUGAGCGGAAGAAGUCACUAGAAGAGGCAUUAACACUAGCAGAAAAUAACAUACAUGCCUUCGUCAGUGAGAAAGAAAGUGCUGUACUUGGUAGAUUUGUUGCAGAGACAGAACUUGAGCAAGUAAAAGAGGAGGUUGCUGUCCAGACCAACAAACUAACAGAGGCCUACAAGACCGUGAAAUCCCUUGAAGAUGCAUUAUCUCAGGCUCAGACUAAUGUUACUUUACUUAGUGAACAAAAUAAUGAUGCUCAAGUCCAUAUAACUGAUUUGGAAAAUGAAAUGAAGAAGCUGCAAGAGGAAGUUGGGUCCCAGGUCAGCAAGGUAGCAGACGUGGAUGUAGAAAAAGAAUUGGUGAAAGUAAAGGAGGAAAUAGGUACCUUGAAUGACAAGCUUGUAAAAGCAGAAGCUACUAUUAAAUCGUUGGAAGGUACUUUGUCAGUUGCAAAGAAUGAUAUAUCUCAACUUGCUGAAGAAAAAAGGGAGAUAGAAUUGGCUAAGGACAAUGUUGAACAAGAGUUGCAAAAAGCACACGAGGAAGCUUCUUUGCUCACUAGCAAGUUUACUGAUGCCUUUGAGUGUAAGAAGUCACUAGAAGAGGCGUUAGCUCUUGCAGAAAGUAACAUGCAUGCCAUCAUCAGUGAGAAAGAAAGUGUUUUAGUUAGUAGAAGUGAUGCAGAGACAGAACUUGAGCAAGUAAGAGGGGAGGUUGCUGUCCAGACAACCAAGCUAACAGAUGCCCGCAAGACCAUGAAAUCCCUUGAAGAUGCAUUAUCUCAGGCUCAGACUGAUGUUACUUUACUUAGUGAACAAAAUAAUGAUGCUCAAGUCCGUAUAACUGAUUUGGAAAAUGAAAUGAAGAAGCUGCAAGAGGAAGUUAGCUCACAGGCCAGCAAGCUUGCAGAUAUGGAUGUAACCAAAAAGUCAUUGGAAGAGUCAUUGUUGAGGGCAGAAAAUAAAAUCUCCAUACUCGAGGGAGAGAAGGCGAAUGCUGAAGGAGCUAUAUUAGCACUAAAUUCAAAGUUAAAUGCAUGCAUGGAAGAGUUGGCUGGAACUACUGGCAGCAUAGAAAGCAAAUCUGUGGAGCUGUCUGGUUAUCUGCAUGAUGUUCAAGUACUUAUGAAUGAUAAGACGCUGCUGUCUUUAAUUAAAGGGUUUGAGAAGAAAUUUGAUGGCCUUAAAAAUAUGGAUAUCAUUCUUCAACGGAUAAGGGACCAUUUUGGUGGUUUGGGUUUUGAAGUGAUGGAAAACCAUGACAUGGAGGAUUUACAUACGACAAACUCCAUACCAGAUGAUAUUGGGGAUAUGUUUAAUAUUGAAAAGGAUAAUUAUGAGAUCAGUGUUGUAGAUGGUGACCUCGUUUCAUCUUUUAAUAAGAUUACGGAAGGAUUUCAAUUGAGAAACAAAAUUCUUGCUGAAAAAUUUGGACAUUUCUCUUCCUUUCUAGAUGAGUUUAUUGCAGCUUUGUUGGGGAAACUACAGGUAACAAGUGAUGAAGUCAUGGUUGUAUUUGAACACAUUGAGUCUUUAAAACAGAAAGUAAAUGGUUUGGAGAUGCAUAAACAAGAACAAGAUAAUGAAAUUGCUUUGUUAGAAAAUGAUUUGAAAACUUUAUUAUCUGCUUGUACUGAUGCUACAAGUGAACUACAAUUCGAGGUGAGGAACAAUUUAUUGGAGCUUAGCUCUCUUCCUGACGUUGAAAAACUGAGACAUAGUUUCUUCCAAGUGAUUGAAGAAACCGGUGUAGCCUCUGGUCAAAAGGGUCACCAAAACCUUGAAGGCAGCAAGUAUGGUAAAGCAGCAGAGAUGAUGUUGCUUGCUACCAGAAAAGUUCAAGCUCUGUUUAAGCAUUUUGAGAGUACCACUGAAGUUGCAGCCUCUACAAUUGUAGAUUUGCAAAAUGAUUUGAUAGAAGCUCGAAAAUUUUCUGAGAAAGCAAUUGAGGAAAGUGAUCUAAAACAAAAUACAAUUUCCAAGUUGGAGGCAGAUGUUGAAGCUUUUAGAACCUCAUGUAGUGAGCUGAGGCUUAUAGUAGAAGAUUAUCAGGCCAAAGAGGUGGCAUUAAAAGAAAGAGAGGCAAAAGUUUUAUCAUUGCACAAUUCAUUGUCGAAGAAAGAAAAAGAGGCUGGAGACACCCUCUUGUCAGCAUCUCAAGUCAAUACUCUGUACAAAAAGAUUGGAGAGCUUGAGAUUCCUAUGGUAGGGUCCGAAGUAGGAGAUACAGAGCUCCAAAAUUCUUCUCAGUUAGAGAAGCUCUUCUACAUCAUUGAUAAUUUCUCUGACCUGCAACAUCAAUGUAUCUCAAUUUCUAUGGAGAAAGAAAACCUACAGAUGACUGUUGAAACACAGAUGCUCGAGAAUGAGCAGCUGAAGGAGGAAGUUGAAAAACACGCUGCAGAUGAACAAGCGACAGAAAAGAUGAGAUAUGAACUAUCCGAACUUAUGUUUGGUUUGGAGAAAAUUGUUGGUAUCAUAGGAGGUGACAGUUUGAUUAAGGACCAAAAUUCUUCUGUUAUUAAGGGAUCUCUGGUGGCAUUAGAGAAACGGGUUAUGACUUUACUAUCAGAAUAUGAAAGUUCAAAAUCAAAAACCCAGGAUCUUGGUAGCAAGUUGGUGCAAAGCCAAAAGGAUGUUGAUGAAUUAUCAAUGAAGGUUAAGUUACUAGAAGAUUCACUUCAAGGUAGGGAUACUCAGCCAGAGAUUAUCCAGGAAAGGAGCAUAUAUGAAGGAACAUCAAUGCCCACCAAUCCAGAAAUAUCCGAAGUUGAAGAUGUGGGAUCACUUGGAAAGAAAGCAGUAUCAUCUGUUCCAUUGGCAGCCCAUGUACGAACUAUGCGAAAGGGGUCUACUGACCAUCUGGCUCUUGAUAUUGAUGGAGAGACUAAUCGUUUAAUCACCGAUGAAGAAACUGAUGAGGACAAAGGUCAUAUAUUCAAGUCUCUUAAUACCUCUGGUCUUGUGCCAAGACAAGGGAGGUUGAUUGCAGAUCGAGUUGACGGAAUCUGGGUAUCUGGUGGGAGAGUCUUAAUGAGUCGUCCAAGGGCAAGACUUGGUGUUAUUGCCUAUUGUCUCCUUGUGCACAUAUGGCUAUUAGGGACCAUUUUGUAAUUAAAAUGGUCAAGUGUAGCGUAUAGUCAGUCAGAUAGUGCCAUUUUUUUUUUCUUCCUGCAAUUCUUUUCUCAGUAAACUUUUUGUUCAUAUAUGUAAAGUGUAAUUGAUUCUCCACAAUCACAUUUUAAGGUUCCGGAGAAUCCAAGCAAAUGUGUUUACUUAGCAGUGAAUUAUACAUAGCCUCACUCAAAUUGGACUUCUUUUAUGUUAUGGAUUUUAAAUAUAUAUUUUUUUUUCUCUGUUGUAAUAAAAGAAUACCAGCAAUAAUACAUACCAAAUUUGAAGGAUGUA